This is a messenger RNA of Amoebophrya sp. A120, 2882 nucleotides long. The record is from the annotation of a GenBank genome assembly. NCBI's taxonomy places the organism in Eukaryota, Dinophyceae, Syndiniales, Amoebophryaceae.
AAGGACUCGGAUUGUAGUAAUUGAGUUUUUCGCUUUACCGGUUUAUCGUACUGGUGUAGUUUCAUUUGGUUUCGUUAUCUUUUACUUACCAGCGCCAAAACAAACACAAAAGAUGGGUGAAGUUGUCCAAAGCUGUUUCCGCGGGCUUUGCCAAGCUGUUUGCGGCACGGAGAUGGAUGCUUCGGCCCCUUCGUCUGGUGCUAAUGCGCCGAACGUCAAGUCGCUACGGGAGCUCGUUCACGAAGAAGUGAACAGUAUGAAGACUGCCACGUCGCCCGACCGGCGGCUACGCGCAACAAGCGACCGGGCGUCGCCUUCAGACGGCGGAAGGCCCGAUCUGCCGAGCAGUCCUGCCGCAGGUAUCAACAGUGUAGUACAUGACAGCCAGGCGCCGUCGACUGCGAGUUCGCCUGAGAAGGCGGGUGACAGGAAUAUGAUCCCAGGAUCAAGUAGGAACUCGGUCAAUCAGGCGAUCAGCCUACAGUCGCUGCUUCUAAACCAGUGUCCGUCCCGCAAGCUGGAUAGGUUCUACGAUGUGACGAAGGCGGACAAGAUUGGGGAGGGCGCGUUCGGGGAGGUGUUCAAGGUGCGGCACAAAAUCACCGACCAGCUGCGAGUGGUGAAACGAAUCAAAUUGCAGGAGGAAGAGGACCUGUCCCAGGUGGCCAAGGAGCUUAUGCAGCUUCGCAAAUUAUAUGUGUUUUUUCUUGUCGCUCUAGCGUCUGCGUGCACGACUAUCCGCAGGCAGUUCAUGGCUUUUCUGCAUGAGGUUUUUGCGAUAAGCAGCCGUACUUUGCUCGCGUGGCUUAAGUGCGUCGAAAGGCUGCAGCUGCUGCAUGAAUAUGAAAUGUGAAGCCAAAUCUUCUACAACUAAAGAAACCACAUAUAAUUUGUAGUGCAUAGAGCUCUCCGUGGUGCUGAACCUGGACCACCCAAACGUGAUCAAAUGUUUUGACUGGUUCGAGGAGGAGCGCGUGCUGUACAUCGUGUUCGAGCUGUGCGAGGGCGGGGAGUUGGUGGAGUUGCUGGUGCAGAACAAAACCUCCCACAACGCCGACAAAAUGUUCGUAGAGGAGGACCAGCGACCCGCGCUGACCGACGUCAUGGCACAGAUCUUCACCGGCGUUGCCUACUGCCACGCGCUGCACAUCGUGCACCGGGACCUGAAACUUGAGAACUGCCUGCUGAAAAAGCGGUGGCGCCGCUCGUCCGUCACUUCUUCCUCGUCAGCAACGGGGGGCGCGAGCAGUGGUAGUGCUACACUACACAAUGCAGCUUCUGCUGCGUCCUCUUCUAGACCAGCCACGGUCGUGGCGAAAGACGAAAGAAGAGACAGCGCUGUCGGCACGUCGGGGCGGGUGGAACCGAGUUAUACAGCGACUACCAAUACCGUGAAGAUCAUCGACUUCGGGUUAUCGGCGAUCAAUGCGAAGGGGAAAAAGAAGCUGAAGGCGCAACUAGGAACCCCGUUCUUCAUCGCGCCGGAAGUGAUCAACACCAAAGUGGACUACGGCGAGAAGUGCGACAUCUGGGCGUGUGGCGUGAUGCUGUACAUCAUGUUGACGGGCCAGCACCCGUUCUACACGCGGGAGUGCAACGCGAAGGGGAACCACAACCGGAAAAAGGGCACACAAAACCUGUUCCGCCGGGUCCAGUCCGAGCCGCCGCACGCGAAACCGAUGGAGGUGCUUUCUAGCGCGGCUCGGGCCCUGAUAACCGCCUGCCUGCAAAAGGACCAGACGUUGCGCCCGAGCGCGGAGGAGUGCCUGCGCCACGAGUUCUUCGAGCGCGCGCGCCGGGCUUCGGCGGUGUCGCUGAACAGCAGUGGUGGGUCCUCGUCGCUGAGUCCGGGGAUCAUGCGGCGCGGGACAACCAACAACUUCUCCGCCAACACGUGGGCACGCAACGCGAUCGAGUUUUUACGCGCCGACAAGUUUUCCCGCAUUUUUUUCGUGAUCGCGGCCCACCAGGCCGCGCGAAAGGACGUCGAGGAGCUGCAGGAGGCCUUUCUGGCGGUGGACCAGGACCGGUCGGGUGUCUUGUCCAAGGCGGAGCUGCAGGAGGCGCUGUUUUUGGAGGACACCACGAUCACGAUGAGCGACACCGAGUUUGACGCGUUGUUUGAACAGCUGGACUAUGGAUUGCAAACAUGUCUGGGUCUGGAAGAAUACAAACUUGCGAUGCGCAUUUCAGAACACAGAAAAAGCUCUCAUGCAUAGGUAGCAAAAGCUGCCCACUUUCUGUCACCAAAGUGGAGGAUUUGUGAUGCGGAUUCGGCAUUGCGGAAGCUUCUCGAAACCUGUGAUGCUAGAGCUUCCAUGCCAGACCUUCUGUGUCAUGCAAAAACAGCAUGACUCUUCACUUCCAGACCCAGACAUAUUUGCAUUUGAUAUGGACGCGGACGGCACGGGCACGGUCACCUACACCGAGUGGCUCGCCUCCGUCUUCGAAAGGAGCUUACUGAAGCAGGAAGAAACCAUCCAGAAAGCCUUCCAGUAUUUCGAUCUGGACGCGUCCGGGGAAAUCUCCUUUGAGGAGCUGUCCACGGUGUUGGGAAACGACGAGGAGGAGGCGGGGCGGAUCCUGAAAAAGUUGGACACCAACAAAAGCAACAGCGUCUGCUACGAAGAGUUUAAGAAAUUCGUUCUGGAAUUGGCAUGAAAAAUUUCAUCGACUCUGGAGCAGCAUUUUUUACGCACACGUGGCCUCUACUCUAGUUCGUACAGUAGCAUCAAGGGCAGCCUCAUCUGCGGGGCCCUGUGGUUCUGCUGAGCCAGUUGCAGGGUCUUGGUGAGCAGUUCGGAAAUUAGGUAAAACGCUGUAAGAUUGUGAGCUAGUACACAGUUUCAGUUCUUCCAGAUCUCUUACUACUUCUUUUAUAU